Messenger RNA from Pomacea canaliculata, 4039 nucleotides. Its product is annotated as F-box/LRR-repeat protein 4-like. The record is from RefSeq and is a predicted model, not a curated record. Bases 1 to 1812 code for a protein of 603 amino acids. Gene Ontology annotation, cellular component: SCF ubiquitin ligase complex. Gene Ontology annotation, biological process: SCF-dependent proteasomal ubiquitin-dependent protein catabolic process. Gene Ontology annotation, molecular function: protein binding. Lineage: Eukaryota; Metazoa; Mollusca; Gastropoda; Architaenioglossa; Ampullariidae. The transcript is spliced from 15 exons.
AUGGCGACCUUUAGUAGCGAAAGGAGACAAGACGAGUUGCUGGAGUUUUCAGACCACAGUAGCGGAGAUGACAACACAUCUGUAGUAGUAAAGAUAUGUGCGCAGGAGGUAGUUGAUUUCAGCUCACAAUAUGGAGGAGAGACAAGACUUUCGUAUUCUGCAGUGAACUUAGCUGGCAAACCAAACAUUUACCCGAAUUACGGUGACUUUACCCAAGCAUGCGUAUUUAGGACUUAUGGAUUAUGGUGGAAACUUGCACCUUCAGCCCCUAAACCCUAUAAAAAGAAGUUCUCUUCUUUUUAUAGUGAAGAUUACAUAGUGGUAUCAUUUGAGGAACGGUUGUACCCAGUGGCUGUUAAAAUUUAUGAAACAUAUAACCCUGGUGCUGUUGUGAAGAUUCUUGCUGCAGAUUCUCUGAGUGGCACAAGUGUUGAUACUGGUAAAACAAGAUGGUUAACAUUAUGGUCUGGUAAGCCUGUUGAAACACCUCAGCGAGCAAGGAUAUUUUCUCCACCUUUACAAAAAAUUGAUUCUCCUAUCAACAUGCUGAGACUGGAGCUCUGCCACCAGCUGAUGCAUUAUUACACAGAGCUGGACUGUGUGGUUCUCUGUGGUACAAAACAAAGACUUUUCUCUGAAGGAACUGAGACUCAAAAACUUCCCCAGUUCAAACCUUUCAUGCAAGACCACAGUGAUGCUGUUGCAGAUGACUUGAAGGCCUUAACGCUAAAUGACUUUAAGGAGAUAAGCCACCUCCCAGGGGAAGCUUGUUCAGGACUGUUUGAAAUUUUACCAGCAGAAGUUGUUCUGCUAAUCCUGAGCUAUUUGGACAUCUUGUCAUUGUGUACGCUGGCCCAGACAUGCAGGCUGCUGCGGGACCAAUGCUAUGACCACAUUCUUUACAUAGAACUGGACCUUCAGCCCGUGUGGCAUUUGGUUUGUAAUUCAACUCUCCUGGGCUUAGCAAAACGGUGCCAGUACUUACAGAGAUUAAAUCUCUCUUGGUGUGGUAAGGCUGCUGCCAUUUCUAACACGUGUUUUGGCAGAUUUCUGCAGGACUCCCAGAGUCAACUUACUUCUAUUCAGCUAAAUUGUUGUCCCUUUGUAAACAGUGAAACUCUGAGGCUUCUUGCAACCUAUUGUCAGGAUCUGAGAGAGAUUGAUUUGAGCAGCUGUGAACAAGUGGACAGUAUUGCAGCCUUACAGCUCAUGCUGUUUAAGAAAUUAGAUCGUCUAAAUCUUUAUAGAACUAAUAUUGACCUCCACUCCAUUACCUGUGUCAUCAGGUCAUGUCCAGAGAUUCAGCAUAUUAACCUUGGAUCUUGUUCAAGAAUCUCUAACUAUACAGAAGUGGCCUUUGAGCUUGGAAAUCAUUGUCCGAAACUAAAGACUUUAGACUUCUGGAGAGCAAGAUUUCUCACAGAUGAUGGACUUAUUCAUUUAGCUAAUAAAUGCCCUCUACUGGAAGAACUUGACCUUGGCUGGUGCACAGAACUGAGGUCUCAGAGUGGCUGUUUUAUAAAACUUGCAGAAAGGUGUAAACAUCUGAAAAAGCUUUUUGUUACAGCAAACAGGACUGUGUGUGACCUUGACAUUCUUGCCCUUGCAAAAAACAGUCAUUGUCUACAACAGCUGGACAUUCUUGGAACUCGAGAGGUGACCUGUCAGGCAGCAGAGAAAUUAUUGGAAAGCUGCAAAGAGCUCAUCAUGCUCGAUGUUUCUUUUUGCGCGAGCAUCUCUGAGAAUAUUGUGCAGUUGUGGAGGAAGCAGUUUCCCCAUGUUAAUUUCAAAAAGAGUUUCCAGAACUCUUGACAAGUAAGAAAAAACAUGGUAGGAUAAAGUGCUUUUUAUGUGAAAGCAAUCAUGUGAUAACUGGUGCUAUGCAAUCAAUCUGUAUUAUGUUAAUGACAAGUUUAACAGUAAGUAGCAAAUGCUUGGUGGUGAUCUCUGAUUAUGUGUUUUUUCCAAUUUUGUACUCUUUUACAGUUUACAAGUUGGUGUUAUUAAACAUUUUUGGGAAUUAAAUGUGUUAUAGGGGACAGCAGUGUUAGAGAGUUUAAACAGAUAUCUUGUUAUGUUUUAGAGUAAAUAUGAACUCAUCAAGUGUGCACAGAUUCCUAGUAUGGUAAGUGUGCAAAAUGCCCAUAAAUGAGUUGCCUAAGCAUCUGUAUAUCAUUUUUCAUAAUGUUCAGAUGGGCAUUAGAGGCAGUUUUACAAAUGGAGGAAGACAUAAAAACCCUUUAGCAAGCUAGCACUGAAAAAGUCAACAAAUGAUCUGUCAGAAAUUGUGAUAUGCUAUAGUAUUCACACCUUCACACAAACAUGGCUCAAGUACACUUUAAGAGGUGUACAUAUACACUUGUCAGCUUAAAGGGUAAUUUAAAAUAAAACAAUAGUAUGUUAUCUUGGAGCUAUGCAUUAUAUUUUUAUAUGUUGAAUAUUUCAUUAUCCACUGUAUAUGACACUAAAAUAUUUAUUACUAAUAACUUUCUCACUUCCAUUCAUUCUGCCCUUUCUCAUCAGUUACAUUAACACCAUAUAAGUAUAUAUUACAUACAGUUUUCUGUAGCAUGCUAUCUGUAGUUAACACAAGGCUUAUUAUACUGUGUGUCUUUCAUAAGAUAGAAAUGAGUAUUUCAAUUCUCUCCUUUUUAUUACAGAAUGAUAUUCCUUAUACAAGACAUAUUUGUUAUUUUAAAACAUGGCAUAUGUCGGUAGGAGGAUCUUUAAUUAUUUUUUAUUAUUACAAUUGUGGCAUUCUUGUGAUAACAAAUAGUAGAGAUACAAAGAAUGCCAACUCCAUGGAAGAUUUAUCAUCUGCAUGUGAUACUGUGAUUUAAAAGCAUCAUUUCUGGCAGCUGGCCUCAACACUACAGCAAUUUCCUGUGUCAUCAUAGUCCUUGAGAUAUUGUGAAAUUGCAGAUGACUUGGCUGUAAUUUAUAUUACACUCAGAUUGUUGAUGGAUGAGACAGUCAUAACUGUGCAUUGUAUUAUGUUCAAAAAUUGUCACCAUGUCAUUUUCACUGAUUCUUGCUAUGCUUAUGCUGUCAUUGUUUAGAAGGAAAUCAACUACAUGUAAUGGUGUUCUUUUUGCAACAGAAACAUUAAUAUUUGAAGAUGUACAUCUGAACCUGAAAUUACCCCAAGCAACUUAAACAUUUCUAGAGAUUUGAUUCUAACAUUAUUACGUAUAUUAUGUACUUUAUGGACAUGUCUAUCUCUAAACAUAAAGUUGUGUGAUUCGAUUUUGAUCCCAAUGUGCAGUUGCUAAACAGCAAUAAAUAGUAAAAAUGUAAACAACACAAUUUUUCCUUAAUCAUCAUCAUUCAUCCAUCCCUUGACUGAUACUAUUGCUGAUCACCAGUCAAGCUGGCCUGCGGUAUAGGUCAUGGAGCUAGACACAGCAUCUGACAAGCUUUGGUCUGUCUUGAGCGGUGUUAAACAAGACCUUCACGUUCGUCAUCAAGUUUUGAUGAACUUUUCUCCAUUGACCUCACCGUGGACCUCGUUGCACUGUGCCCUGGGGAAUGGAGGUUCAUGCACUUUGUGGUAGUUCACUGCUAUGAGAAGAGUUUGCUGUUAUCCCCCGAGGGUGGAGACCACCCUUUGUUGGUCUUAUGUUCCAUGUAGGAGAUUCAGAGAACUUGCUUACGCACUUGGUUUCGAAUGAUAUCAUUCGCUGUUUGGUAUCAGCAAGCAGAGUUCACGUAUCACAACGAAUAUCAGGAUAGGGAGUACAUAGAUGGGAUUUCUACCACCUGUCCUUGGUGGUAGAUCUUUUGCUGUUGCCUCGCUAAUUCUGAUGUAAAUGUCUGCCGUCCAUUUAUCCAACUACUUGAAGCUGUUUCCCUCUUGGAGCUGUACUCCACGCCAGAUGGUGUUGAUCACGAGUAUGUUGGUCAGUGCUGGUCUCUAUCCAGCAUGCCCUGUUUGUAAGGUCACGCACAACAGUUUUCAGCCUGUUUGCAAACCUGUUUACCUAUCAUCUCUGUAAACCUACACUUCUGUUGCUUUGAAGCUUUUCCAGACGAUGAUUAA